Molecule: messenger RNA, 394 nt
Organism: Hymenoscyphus albidus
Lineage: Eukaryota; Fungi; Ascomycota; Leotiomycetes; Helotiales; Helotiaceae
Source: the annotation of a GenBank genome assembly
AUGUCUCCAACAACAAUCUAUCUAAGUUUGGUCGUGGCGGUAGGAAUCCUCAUUCAAAACUAUCUAUCGAGAAGAGCAUACAAGAAAGCAAAGCUUCUUCCGCACAUACCCUUGGUCCGAUUCGAAGACAACAAUACCCAGGAACGAUAUAUCACUAGCACCAAGGAUGUCAUGCACAAAGGAUAUAUUCAAGUACGAGGUAUCAUCGGGUGUAAAACAGAUCAAUAAUGUUCUGAUUUAUUCCUAGUACAAUAAAAUGGGCCAAGCGUUUCGGAUUAGGAAUCCAGUAGACGAAGGAAGUCCUCAGGUUAUCAUGGCCAAGAAAUAUUUAGACGAGGUCAUGAAUGCUUCCGAGGACAAACUCAGUUUCCCGCUGUAUUCAAUUCAGGUAUAG